GGCACAACGCGAAACCUGGUGACGAGAGCUUUUUGACACUCUGAGACCACCGUUACUCAGACAGAAAUAUGAAAUAUCAAAUUAUUUCGUUUUGGCUCGAAAUUAGCCACAAAGCGCACAACAUUCAAUCAAUUGAAAUGAAAAGCAAUGCAUUCGCUGCUUAAAACAGAUUCAACGAGAGAAGAUGCACUCUAAAACAAAUUAGAAUGCCUUUGAACAGGCAUUAUUAGUCGAUAAUUCAAUCUGCUCAAUUUAUCGGCGAUUGACCCGAAAACCUGUUCACUUCACGCACGCUGACCCACAUGGUUUACGUUAGCAAGCUAACAUUCCAUAGCAAGCGAACGCAGAAGCACUGUGUUCUGUUUCUCACGAGCUAGUUGACUAGCUUAGCUAGCUAACUGUAAAGCGUAACUAAUUACGCACAUGCACCAAAAUCGGGCUGAGCUUCUAUUUUAAACCACGAUUCGAGAAUGUCACAGCUACAAGCGAGAUUCUUCACGGAAAACAAAAAAUAUGCAAUAGACGAUGUCCCAUUCUCCAUCCCGGCUGCGUCCGAGGUGGAAGAUCUCAGCAAUGUCAUCAACAAACUGCUGCAAGCAAAGAAUGGGGCGCACCGUGCCGUGGACUUCGACUUCCUGGUCAGAGGACAGUUCCUCCGCACCUCACUGGUCAACCACAUGGAAUCGGAGGGGAUUUCGACAGAAGAGGUGGUGGAGAUGGAGUACGUGGAGAGGUUCAGCGCCCCGCAGCCAGAGGAGUGUGUGAUGCACGAUGACUGGAUCAGUGCGGUGGACGCAGACGCAGAGUGGAUCUUGACGGGCUCCUACGAUAAAACGGCACGGAUCUGGUCUCUCCAGGGAAAGCCAAUGAUGACGGUGGCAGGGCACACGGAUGUGGUCAAAGACGUGGCCUGGGUCAAGAGAGAUGGGCUCAGCUCUCUCCUGCUCACUGCGUCGGUGGAUCAGACGGCUCUGCUCUGGGAGUGGGACUCUGAAAAGAACACCCUGAAGGCUCGGCACUGUUGCCGUGGACACGCCGGGAGCGUGGAUACGGUCGCCGUGGACCCCACCCAGACCAAGUUCUGCAGUGGUUCUUGGGAUACGAUGCUUAAAAUAUGGUCUGCAGUUCCCACCGAGGAAGAGGAUGAGGUGGAAGAGCAGCCCAACAGGCCGAGGAAGAAGCAGAAAACUGAGCAGAUGGGCCUGACCCGGACGCCCCUCAUGACCCUGUCCGGACACUCCGAGGCCGUUUCAUCCCUGCUCUGGACCGACAACGAGGAAGUGUGCAGUGCAUCGUGGGAUCACACCAUGAGGCUGUGGGACGCAGAGACCGGGGCCGUGAAGUCCACGCUGACGGGCAGUAAGGUGUUCAACUGCGUGUCGUACUCUCGGCUGUGCCGACGCCUGGCUACAGGAAGCACUGACCGGCACGUCAGACUCUGGGAUCCCCGCUCGAAAGACGGGUCGCUGGUCCUGCUGUCGCUCACCUCGCACGUGGGCUGGGUGACGGCGGUGCGCUGGGCCCCGUCCCACGAGCACCAGCUGGUCUCCGGGUCGCUGGACUGCAUGGUGAAGCUGUGGGACACCAGGAGCUGCAAGGCUCCCCUGUAUGACCUGGCGGCCCAUGAAGACAAGGUGCUCUGUGUGGACUGGACGGAUAGUGAGCUGCUGUUGAGUGGAGGUGCAGACAACAAGCUGUACACCUACAGGUACUCAGGCUGUGUGUCUGACGCUGGAGCAUAGCCUACCCACUGCAGGACCAGAUCACCACAGCAACACGACAAUCGCCAUUACACCAUGCAACAUUAAACCUGCAAACCGCAACUUUCGGGUAUUCUGACAGUUGACAAACAUGUUUGUUGUGAAAUGAACUAGUUUUUAAAAUUCAUUUUGAAACACUUGGAGUGCAGUAUUUUUUGUGUGAUAGCUCUGUAUCCCCCCUGUGCCCUGCUAGCAUGGUGGAGUAAAAGAGGUUUCAGAAAAAAAUAAAUAUUGAUUUGCAGAGUUAUCAUGGGACUGAACAAAAGUGUCUCCCCUACAUUCUGUCAAGCAUAACUGCUUUUGAACUGUUUUUUGGGAUAAUUGCUGUAAAAUGUCCAUAAUUGUUGAUAAGUAGUUCUGUGGUUUGUACCGAGCUGAACUUAACCGUGUAUGAACCUGUUCUGCAUAUAAGAACAGGAUUUGCUUGAGGAAUUAAGCCAGUGUGAAUGUCAAUAGCUGUCAAGGAUUGAUGUAUGAUAGGAGUGGUUUGAUUUCAAAAGGAUCACUGAAGCUUGCAUAAAUUGGGCGUCUGCCCUUGUUCUUAAUUUCUGUUAGAUUUCACUUGAAUGAACUUACAGCCUUUUUCUGCUGUCAAGAAGCGUUUAUGGUUUGAUAUUUUAUGCAGCCUAUAAUAUAAUGGUUUCAGAAAUGAUGGUGCAGUUUAGGGUCUUACCAUUCGUAAAAUGCCAUUUGCAAGCUGAAUUAUGAAUUAGUAUUCAAUAUUUAUCCUUAGAAGCCGUUCUUGUUGGCCAGUCCCGACUCUUUCUGUUUUUAUUGAGACUGAAGUGGAGCACUGGACUGUUUAUUUCUGUUAUUGAUAUAAAUGAUGUGAACAGCUUGAGGUCACAAUAUGUAAUAGAAAUGGUCGACGAUUGCAUCCCUUAUUCCGACAUGUCCAACAAUCAGAAAACAUCCUUCACAACCACGCAACCUUUAUUCACUAUCAACCCAAAACGGGCAAGUUUUGUGAGGACGUUCAUCUGUUAAGUGUGUGUGUGUUGUACAUAAUUCAUUUUUAUUGUACUGUAGGUACUUUGUCUUACUGAUUAAAAGGUGUUGAACCUGC
This is a messenger RNA of Conger conger (European conger), 2826 nucleotides long. RefSeq names its product WD repeat domain 12 (gene wdr12). NCBI's taxonomy places the organism in Eukaryota, Metazoa, Chordata, Actinopteri, Anguilliformes, Congridae. Gene Ontology annotation, biological process: maturation of 5.8S rRNA from tricistronic rRNA transcript (SSU-rRNA, 5.8S rRNA, LSU-rRNA); ribosome biogenesis; maturation of LSU-rRNA from tricistronic rRNA transcript (SSU-rRNA, 5.8S rRNA, LSU-rRNA). Gene Ontology annotation, cellular component: preribosome, large subunit precursor; PeBoW complex. Gene Ontology annotation, molecular function: protein binding. The transcript is spliced from 13 exons. The coding region runs from base 471 to 1742 and encodes 423 amino acids. The record is from RefSeq and is a predicted model, not a curated record.